CUGCACCACUGCUGUUUACCGGGGAGGGGAUGAUAUUUUAAACCUGGGAGAGCUCACAUAUUUACCCCGCUGAGCCUGCCGCUUGCCAUUUGGUGGGGUGAAGACACUGGAGACCACUCAUAAAGGACAGAAGAGGCAAAGAGAGAAGUUCCUUAGUUACUGCUCUACUGUGCAGAGAAGAAAAGGAAGAGUAUCGCAACAAAAGAAGAUUUUGUUUAAAAAGAAGGUUUGAGGAUAAAAGCGGGAACAGAAGGGAAGACACUUGGGGGAAGCAGGAGGUAGCCAGGCUGAGCUGACUUUUCCUCCAGAGGAGGAGUUGCAGUUGCCGGCCAGGGCAGGUCCCAAGGCUGGCAGGGCUGGCCCAACUGCUUCUCCACCUCCAAUCAUUCCUCCUCUUCCUCCUCCUUCCUCUCCCUUUAACCGUCACUAAACUGCUGUGCAGUGAUGAACUUCAAGGCAGAGCCUAUGAGCAACUCAGGAAUGCUUAGAAAAUCCUGCCAAAUGAACUUUUCUGCCUUGAGGGAAGGAAACUCCAGAGGUUGAUCCUUAAGAGGACCUCCAGUGCAGUUUAGACUGUCACCCUUUUGUCUCCAUCUUGUGUUGCACUCACUGGCUGAGAGCACCAAGAGACUGAGGACAUUUUUUGUAAACUUUGUUUUUCUUUUCUUCUCUUUUUUUUUGUGGCUUUUUAAAACGAAAUCAUGGCAACCUUUUCAGUAGCACGGUGCAAGGACCAGCUGCACUCACCCAAGAUGAGCCGCUGGCUGAAAUGCGCCUCCAUGCACUUUAACACAGACUGGAACAAGUAUGACGACCGGCUGAUGAAGGCGGUGGAACGUAGUGAGGUGGACAAGGUUGCUGCUGUUCUUAGCAAAAAGGGCAUCAUCCCCACCAAGCUCGACGUAGAAGGACGUUCUGCCUUUCAUUUGGCUGCAACACGAGGACACCUGGAAUGUCUCAAUCUCAUCCUGGGACACAAUGUUGACAUCACUGGGACUGACGCCACUGGUAAAAAUGCUCUCCAUCUGGCUUGCAGAAAUGGACAUUCGCUUUGUGUGCAGAAACUCUUGCAGCACAACUGUCCAGUUGGGAAUGUGGACCUACAAGGAAGAACCGCUCUACAUGAUGCUGUCAUGGCCGGCUGCUCCUCCAGCGUGAAACUUCUCUGUGACAGCGGAGCGUCUGUGAAUGCCAGUGAUUUUGACGGGAGGACACCUCUGGUUCUUGCAACCCAGAUGUGUCAUCCACGCAUCUGUCAGCUGCUGCUGGAGCGAGGGGCUGACAUCACCACGAGGGACAAACAAAACAAAACGGCGCUGAUCCUGGGCUGUGAGUUUGGCUGUAAGGAUGCGGUUGAGGUGUUGCUGAAGAACGGCAUUGACGUGAAGGCAGUUGACGGUUUGGGCCACGAUGCAUUUCACUACGCUCGCCUCAGCAAGAACCAGGAGCUUGCUGCGAUAGUCAAAAGUUAUCUCGACAAAGUUUCAAGAGAUAAAGAAGCUGCAAAGAUGGAACAGUGGAAGCGACAGCAUUCAGUGGAGAGAUCAGAGGCUGCUGAGGCUUGUAGAAGGGAUCAGAUCAUACAUGAUUUAGAGAGGCAGAACGAGACCAUGCAGGAGAGUCUCAGAAAGUACCACCAGGAGCAGAGAGUCCUGUUAGAUAAGGUCAACAUGCUGCAACAACAGCUCACACAGGAGAAGAUUACUGUGGAAGACACUCAAAAAGAGAGGGAGCAGUUGAAAGUGUUACUCAGUGCCAAAGAAAGAGAGGAAGGGGCUCGAGGCUUGGAGACUGUCAAAGUCCAGCUCCGGAGCACUUUGGGGGAUUACUCCGGGCAGUCUGUUAUCAAAGGUAAAGAGAACUCUUUCAUCAAACAAGCUCACAGCCUGGAUUCUGAUCAGGCACCUCAGAAAGCUGCAAUGAUGCGUUCCAUGUCCCGACCUCCAGAGAGGAGUCCCACUGCUGUGGCCUGGGACCUCUCUGGUGAACUGGACACACUCCGACAUGAGCUCGAGGCCGUUAAGAGAAGACAACAGGCAGCAGAUGAAGAGACGGCACGGCUUCAAUCUGCCUUGAGCCGUAAAACCCGAGAAUGCCAUGAGCUGGUCCAGAGCCGAGACGCCAUCCAGAAGCAGGCAGACCAGCAGGUGCAAGAGCUCGAGGACGCCUUGGGGGAUGUCCAGAAGAGGAUGCUGGAUUCUGAGUGUAAAGUCAAGCAGCUCCAAGCCCAUGUGGUCGCCGUUAAGGAACAUUUGGGAGGCCAGUCGACUGAGGAACUGCGUGCCCAGCUGCAAGAUAUCAAAGCCAAGUAUGAAGGUGCUUCAGCAGAAGUGGGCCGCGUUCGUAACCGCCUCAAACAGAGUGAGAAGGCCUUAGAAGAGUACAAGAGCAGCGAGAGCCAGCUAGCAGCCGAGGCAGAGAGGCUGAACCAAGACCUGGGAGCUCUGACUGCAGAAAGAGAUGAACUAGGCGAAACCCUUUUAGAAAUGGAAGACCAGCUGAAGGAGGCCCAGACUAAACAUGGCAACACAGUUCCUGCUGAGAAGUUUGACAACAUGAAAAACCUGCUGACCAACGCAGUCGAUGAAAAAGAACGGCAGAUCGCUGAGCUGAGGGAAGACUAUGAUCGCGUGCUGGAGGAGGUGGCUGAGCUCCAUCAAAAGCUGGAUGGUCCAUCAUCACACGGGGGAUCAGGGGCGAUGUCUGAGGAGCAGCAGAGGAUACUGGGAGCUCUGGAAGAGCAAAAUGCAACACUGAAAAGAAAACUGGUGGAUUUGACUGCAAAAAGUCAGACUCUGAUUCAGGAGGUGGAGGAGAGUGAAGAGGAAAGAGAUAUCUUGCGAGAGCAGCUGGAUGAGUUUAACAGCAGGAUCGGGCUCGACCUUAUACCCAUUAAAGAUCACGAUGAAGCUCGGAGGAACAUGGUGACGGCUUUGGAGGACCUGGAGGACAAACUGGUGGAGGCCAGUGAACGCUACGGAAAAGCAGAGGCACAAGUCCAGCAGCUUCAGGCAGAGAGGACCUCGCUGCAGGAGAAUAUCAGCAGCCUCAAAAUUGCUAGUGAAGAGAAGCAGACCGAGACGGAUGAUCUGAGAUCUCAAAAUGCAGACCUGAUGAAGAAACUUGAAAUUUUGCAGAAGAAAUGUGACGAUAGAGAUAAAGAAUGUGUACAGCUGAGCACACAGAGCCAGACUCUGAAAGAGAGCUUGGAGGGCGAGUAUGUUCCCAGACAGCAGCAUGAGCAGGUGAAGAUGGAGUUUAGCUCCACCUUAGAGAGUGUUAAAGCUGAGAUGUUGAAGUUGGAGACCAAGGGAAGAGAAAGUGGUGAAGAACUGAAGAAUGUGAAAGAAAGAAACGAUAUGUUGAAAGAAGAGUGGGAAAAAGUCCAGUUGGAGAUGAAAACAGACUAUAUAAGUGUUAAGGACCACAAAUGUGUCCUAGAUAAGUUGAAUGCUGCUGUGGUGGAGGCAGAGAAUAGAGCAAAUGAAGCGUCUGGGAUGCAUGUGUCGGCUCGGGAGGAAAACAUCAGACUUACCCAAGAGUUGGAGGCUCAGAAAAUAGAACUUGAUACCAUACAGGAAGCUAUUCAGUCUAAGUUUAUCCCACUGACAGCAGCCGAGGAGAAAGAAAACUCCUACAGCACCCAGGUGAAGGAGUUGACAGUAAAGCUGUUGGAAAUAGAAGAGAAAUAUAACAAAGAAAGGUCUGCUGGAGAGAGCAUCAAACAGGAGAAAGAGAAACUAAAAGUUGAGAUGGAAUCUGUUCAACAGAGACUGGACACUGCGAUAGUCACCAGUGAGAAGCACAAAGACGUGGAGGGAGAGUUCAAGGGUAAAUCUGAAGAAUUGACCAAGAAGUUGGUCGACUUAGAGCUGGAGUACAAGGAACUAACACGGCAGAAAGCUGAUCUUCAGGAGCAGAAUGCCCACUGCAACACACAGAUCCAGAACCUCCAGGAGCGUCUGAAAUCAGAGUUGACCCGGAUUGCAACAUAUGACACGGAGCUUAAAGCCCUCAACGAUGCCAUGCAGCAAGCCCAGGCUGACUGCAAGAAAGCGAGAGAGGCUCAGCAGGAGGAGGCACAGAGGGUUUGUGCCUUACAGAAAGAGCUGCAAGAACGCCGCGGGGAUCAGGCUGCUCUGCUGCUAGAACACGCAAAAGCCAAUGACGCCCUGGAGGCUGAGGUUGCUAAGCUUCGGCUUGCUCUUCGAGAAGAGGAGGAGAACAACGCCCAGAGAGCCGAAGACGUAUCUGCUCUGCAAUCUGAGCUCCUUCAAGCCACACAGGCUCUCGAGGAGAUUCACUACCCUGAAGACCAAAUGAACGAGCUUAAGAAGGAGAAGCGGCAGCUGGAGGAGGAGGCUGCCAACCUGAGCAACAAGCUGCUGAGCUUAGCGGAGGCGUGUGAGGAAGCCCAACGGGGAGCCACGCGAGCAAAAGAGGGUGAGACCAGAGCCAGGACGGAGAUGGAGGCCGUCCAGGAGAAGAGACACGCCAUUGAGAGAGAAAUCAGAGAGCUUAAAGAGAGAUAUGAUGAGUCUCUCAGCACCAUCUGUGACCUCCAGAAGAGAAUUCAGACAUCAGCUCAGCAGACUGAAUCUAAAGACAAGAAGAUCACGGAGCUGCUGACAGAUGUUGAGCGAUUGAAGCAGGCACUGAAUGGUCUGUCACAGCUGGCCUACACAAGCAACGUGCCCAACAAGAGACAGACGCAGCACAUGGACACACUCCAAGCCCAGAUCAAGAGCCUACAGCAACAGCUGGCUGAUGCUGAGAGGCAACACAGGGAGGUGGUUUCAAUUUAUCGAACUCAUCUUCUGAGUGCUGCACAGGGUCAUAUGGACGAGGAUGUCCAGGCCGCCUUACUGCAGAUCAUCCGCAUGAGACAGGAGUUUGUCUGUUAAAGCUUUCGCCCAACAAAACAAAACGCUACCUGCUGACUCCAACCGUCAUUUUCACUUCUUCCACUGCAGAUGGUCCCUGCUGUGGCCCCCAUGGGUGUCCAGUUUGUGUGUGUGUGCGUGGGUGCGUGCGUGCGUGUGUGUGUUUGUGCGUGUGUGUGUUUGUGCCUCAGUAAAUGUCUCCAAUCAGGCUGCUCUGAAACUCAUCUCCUUUAAUGUAGAAUGGCUC
Molecule: messenger RNA, 5130 nt
Organism: Labrus mixtus (cuckoo wrasse)
Lineage: Eukaryota; Metazoa; Chordata; Actinopteri; Labriformes; Labridae
Gene: uacab
Product: uveal autoantigen with coiled-coil domains and ankyrin repeats b
Exons: 19
Coding region: 702-4904 (1400 amino acids)
Molecular function (GO): actin binding
Source: RefSeq, a predicted model, not a curated record